Molecule: messenger RNA, 1513 nt
Organism: Erigeron canadensis
Lineage: Eukaryota; Viridiplantae; Streptophyta; Magnoliopsida; Asterales; Asteraceae
Product: beta-ureidopropionase
Exons: 6
Coding region: 73-1305 (410 amino acids)
Molecular function (GO): beta-ureidopropionase activity
Source: RefSeq, a predicted model, not a curated record
GUUUGCUGACACGAAUAUUCUUCUUCUGCAGCAAAAGAAAAAGAAAAGAAAAGCAAAAUUCAACAGCAUAAAAUGGAUAAAAAAGAAGAAAUUGCAAUAGAAAACGGAAAAUCAGAUAACGGAUCGAUUUGUGGAUUCGAAUCUCUUCACCGUCUCCUUCAAUCCUCACUUUCUCCCUCUGUUUUCAAGGAAGUCAGCCGCGUGCUUACUGGACUGAAUUGUGGAAAACCGCUUGAGCCGUUGACAGUAGUCGAAACCGCCAAAGGGUUGUCCUCUGAACAUGAUUUCGAUCUCCAGGCAUUCAGCUUUAAUGCUGAUAAGGAAUUACUGCGAGAACCUCGUUUAGUACGAGUUGGACUCAUUCAAAAUUCCAUUGCUCUACCAACAACGGCACCAUUUCAGGACCAGAAGAAAGCUAUCUUUCAGAAACUAAAACCUAUCAUUGAUGCAGCAGGUGCUUCGGGGGUCAAUAUAUUAUGUCUACAAGAGGCAUGGAUGAUGCCCUUUGCAUUUUGCACUCGUGAGAAAAGAUGGUGUGAGUUUGCAGAGCCUGCAGAUGGAGAAUCAACACAAUUUCUUCAAGGUUUUGCAAGGAAAUAUAACAUGGUCAUAGUAAGUCCAAUACUCGAGAGAGAUUUGAAACAUGGUGAGACCAUCUGGAAUACUGCAGUCAUUAUUGGGAAUAAUGGUAACAUCAUAGGCAAGCACAGGAAGAAUCAUAUACCUCGAAUUGGGGAUUUCAAUGAGAGUACAUAUUAUAUGGAGGGCAAUACCGGGCACCCUGUAUUUGAGACUGCCUAUGGGAAGAUCGGUGUCAACAUAUGCUAUGGAAGGCAUCACCCUUUAAAUUGGUUAGCCUUUGGGUUAAAUGGGGCAGAAAUUGUCUUUAAUCCAUCUGCCACAGUUGGUGAACUCAGUGAGCCAAUGUGGCCUAUCGAGGCACGAAAUGCUGCAAUAGCGAAUAGUUACUUUGUGGGGUCCAUCAACCGGGUUGGGACCGAGGUGUUCCCGAACCCAUUCACAUCAGGCGAUGGAAAGCCGGAACAUGCAGAUUUUGGACAUUUCUAUGGUUCAAGUCAUGUUUCAGCACCAGAUGCUUCGUGUACACCCUCACUUUCAAGGAACAGAGAUGGGCUGUUGAUAUCAGAUAUGGAUCUCAACCUGUGUAGGCAAUUAAAAGACAAGUGGGGAUUCCGUAUGACGGCUAGGUAUGAGUUAUAUGCCGACAUGCUUUCCCGAUAUGUAAAACCCGACUUUGAGCCCCAGGUCAUUUCUGAUCCCUUGUUGCAUAAAAAUCAUUUGUAAAAAGAUUCAAAACAUGUAUCUACACAUGGUUUAUAGAUCGAGUGGUUGUAAGUUCUUAGAGAAUUAGAGCUCAAGUUCAGAUACCCAUUCGCAUAGUUCCUUGUGUAUAGAUUCCGGGUUUGUAAAAAUGUUGGUGUUUUAUGGUUGCCAAAUUACUGACUAAAAAAACAUAUUUGGUUUAAUGUUAAGUGUAAUAAAUUUGUGAUAA